GCGCCGGUGGGUGUCACAUCCGGGUCCUUUUCCCUCCUCCCUUCAGUUGGGCCCUGUUUUCCUGCCUCUUCUCUCAGUGAAGGGGGAGCGUUGGCUCCUUCGCAGCCAGAGGGAAGAUGUCCGGCUCCGGCGGCGUCCCCUCGGGGUCGGCAGCUGGAGGAGCGAGGGCAGGGGCUGCGCCUGUAGCCGAGUGGGGGGCCUUCGAGGACAACAUGCAGGGUGGGGGUUCUGCUGUGAUUGACAUGGAAAACAUGGAUGACACAUCUGGCUCUAGCUUUGAAGACAUGGGUGAGAUGCACCAACGUAUGAAGGAAGAGGAAGAGGUGGAUGCAGAAGCAGCUGCUGCCGAUGAAGAAGAUGGAGAGUUCUUGGGGAUGAAAGGCUUUAAGGGGCAGUUGAGUCGACAAGUUGCUGAUGAGAUGUGGCAGGCAGGAAAAAGACAAGCCUCGAAAGCCUUCAAUCUCUAUGCCAACAUAGAUAUCCUCAGGCCCUACUUUGAUGUGGAGCCAAACCAAGUUCGGAACCGGUUGCUGGAAUCCAUGAUACCUGUGAAGAUGAUUAAUUUUCCCCAGAAGAUAGCGGGCGAGCUUUAUGGUCCCCUCAUGCUGGUCUUCACGCUGGUUGCCAUCUUGCUACAUGGAAUGAAGACAUCAGAUACAAUUAUCAGGGAAGGGACAUUGAUGGGCACAGCAAUUGGCACUUGUUUUGGUUACUGGAUAGGCGUCUCCUCCUUCAUUUACUUCUUGGCAUACUUGUGCAAUGCUCAGAUCACCAUGGUGCAAAUGUUGUCACUACUGGGCUAUGGACUUUUUGGGCAUUGUAUUACUCUCUUUAUCACUUACAACAUCCACUUUCACUCCCUUUUUUAUAUCUUCUGGCUGGGGAUUGGCGGCCUUUCUACACUAAGGAUGAUUGCUGUGUUGGUGUCACGCACAGUGGGACAUACCCAGCGACUCAUCCUGUGUGGAGUGCUUGCUUCCCUACACAUGCUCUUCCUCCUCUAUCUGCACUUUGCUUAUCAUAAGGUUGUAAAAGGUAUCUUGGACUCAUUUGAACCCUUUCAAAGAGUUCCCAGAGACAUUCCAUUUGUCUCCGUUCUAAAUGCAACUACCAGACCUGUUGCUGCGCUGAUCUCGUAGCCUUACAGACUCUGGCAUUCUCCUUGCCUCUACAUGGGUCAUAUACUCUGCUGCUGUUACCAGGGAAGAAAGAAGAAGGAACAGAGGCGGGACUUUGUUUCGUCUGCAGACCUCAUCUUGGAAGUGAGCGCAGCAGGUUCUCAGCAUGCUUCACAGGAACUGUGUUUCUCCAGCCUCUGCUGGGUUGGGCGAGGCAGAGCCUUUCUCCUGGACCAUUCACAUUUAGCUGGGAUUGCCUAGACUUUUCCUCCAUACCUUUCGUGCUUGCUCUUGUCUUUUUAACUAGUGUACAUGUAAUCCUCUCUUUUGCUGAGAGAAGAAUUAAAUUAAAUGGAUGUUGGUUCUGAGCAAUCUCUUCCAUUUGACCCUACUUUUAUAAAUUAAGGACAGCAGAGGACUCCUUGCUGUUAUGUUUCAAAACCUGAUCAAAGCUGUGUUGGCAAAUCCCUUUGUCCAAGCUGAUUCCUGUCUCAUGAGCAACCUUGGGCUUUGAUUGAAGCAAAUGACCACCUUCCUUUCUCACCACUCCAAGAAAAUCUUUCCAUGUUCACCAGGCAGGAAGUAUUUAAAUCAGUCUUUGAAUAGCACAUUAAGUACCAUAGCUUGUGUUGAGACUGACUCUAUUUUAUUGGUCUGGUUUCUUUUUUGUCAUAUGACACUCUAGGAUUCAGUGAGAAGUUUGUUUUAGCUUUCCCAGUUUAAACUUCUGGACAUAUGUUAAAAGGAGGAAAUCUCCAUCACAGAUCAUCUGUAAAAGGGUCAUAUUUAAGCUUAGGUAAGGCUGUUGCUGACUGUAGCAACCUGCUUUUGCAACUGUUGGACCACCCCUUUUUAUGCACCGUACACCAAACUUCCUGUUAACUGGACUCCAUACAACAUGGCUUCCACAACAGUCAAAUGCAAAUUCAGUUCAUUUCUCACACUUGCUCAAGUUUUCUUCCUGCCCCGUCGCCAGUCCCUUAUUUUCAGUCUCUUAUUUUACUUCACAAUAAAUAGAGAAAAGAUACAUUGAGGUUUAUGUAGCAAGAAAAAAACACUUGUUUCCAUUUUUAAAGCUAGUAUAAAUAAAGUGUAAAUCCUA
This is a messenger RNA of Anolis carolinensis (green anole), 2220 nucleotides long. RefSeq names its product Yip1 domain family member 3 (gene yipf3). The transcript is spliced from 9 exons. Gene Ontology annotation, cellular component: Golgi apparatus. The record is from RefSeq and is a predicted model, not a curated record. Lineage: Eukaryota; Metazoa; Chordata; Lepidosauria; Squamata; Anolidae. Bases 117 to 1139 code for a protein of 340 amino acids.